AUGGUCUCCCUCCGACGGUAUCCGGCCGCCGUUACCGUUGCACAAGGGGCCUGUCGAGUCGAUGACUUGAUGUCAACGGCUGCUGGUCUCGAGAGAGGUUUCCCGAAUGGCCUAUUGGCAAACCCUGGUUCACGAGGGGCAUCGGUGCGCACGGACAGUAUACGCGAGCUUGACGAUUCCUCGAAGCUAAAGCGUCUGGGUCAAUUCGCCGAGACCCAGCUAUGA
Penicillium macrosclerotiorum is the source of this 225-nucleotide messenger RNA. RefSeq lists its product as uncharacterized. The transcript is spliced from 2 exons. The coding region runs from base 1 to 225 and encodes 74 amino acids. The record is from RefSeq and is a predicted model, not a curated record. Lineage: Eukaryota; Fungi; Ascomycota; Eurotiomycetes; Eurotiales; Aspergillaceae.